This is a messenger RNA of Acanthoscelides obtectus, 1219 nucleotides long. NCBI's taxonomy places the organism in Eukaryota, Metazoa, Arthropoda, Insecta, Coleoptera, Chrysomelidae. The record is from the annotation of a GenBank genome assembly.
UUAAAUCCACUUCUUCAGAUGAUAUGAUUCAUGUCCGAUGUUUUGUAAGAAUUUGUUUCAGCUCAAUAUUGCUUUGCUGAAGAUGACUCGCUUGUUGCUUCAGAUCCCUCGUUUCGUACUGUGCCAGUGUGUGGAUUGAUCCGUACACAUACAAGCUAUUUUAGGGUUACAUAGGUUCUUGUGCCAUCACUCGUGUAUCCUUUAAAGCACUUUUUGCUCGUGAAGAAGCCAUAUUUUCAUAGGGUCGUUAUUCAAUUGUUGAAAAAGGUAUUGCAGGUAUAAUAGCAAUAAAAGAAGGUAACAUUACCUGCUUCAUUUUGCGAUGAUAGUGUUCUAGUUCAGUCCGUUUUCCAUUCCGCCUAAAUAUCAUCUACCGAAGAAGACUAAUAUUGUCAAAUGCGUUCAAAAAUACGAAGAUGCUUCACAUUAAAGAAGUUUUUAUAACGAUAUCGUUGAUGUUGAGUGUGUUGCGCGUUUCUAACGCUUGCAACGAGGCGACUUGUGGAAGCAUCGUGAGUAAGUGCUUGUUGACGGAAUCGUGUACUUGUGACGUGCAUAUAAGGACUUGCUCCAAGGAUUGCUUCAAUUGUUUGGGACAUUUGUAUUCGGAUUGCUGUGCUUGUGUAGACAUGUGUCCUGAAACCGAAGAAGAUUUGGGAUCAUUGAACAAACAAUCCGUAGUUGAAGAUUUCCAGGAGGCAGUACCGCAACUAUUCGAAGCUCUUACAGAGUUUCCAGAUCAGCUUGGACAAUGGUCAGCACUCGAAGUUCCCGUGAACAUCAAUAUAAAAGGCCAAGAUGACACGAUCACCGCCAAGUCGAGAUUCCUAUCCGUCAAUUGCACGGUAGUUUUUUGGACCCAAUGCAUGAGUUGGCAGAAAUGCAGAAACGGUUGUAUUUCCAUGGGCGCUUCGAGUUACAGAUGGUUCCACGAUGGUUGCUGCGAAUGCAUCGGACAGAGCUGUGUCAAUUACGGUUUGGACGAGAACAGAUGUCCCCAAUGUCCUAAAAAUAGGACAGAAACUUCAUCAGUCAUCGAGAUGGGCCAAAACGACUUGGAUUAUGGUGAAGAAGACGAUAUGUUGGAUUAUGGAGAAGAAGAUGUCUAAAAUCUUUGAAGUAUCAUCCAUAGCUUCAUUUAAUAUACUCUGUUACUAGUCUACCUUUGAUAUUCUGUGUGUGAAAUGCGCAGUAAAAUAAUAAAUUUUGUUUUGUGAGA